ACAGCCGUCGCCGCAGCUGUGUGGGUCCCGCGCCGGUACGCAGACGAAAGGCUCUUUUUCUUUGCUGAAAGUUCCCUCGGGAAAGCUACCAUCUCCCCAGCCCACCAUGGCAGAUGAAAUUGAUUUCACUACUGGAGACGCUGGGGCGUCAAGCACCUAUCCUAUGCAGUGCUCGGCCCUGCGCAAAAACGGCUUCGUGGUGCUCAAAGGACGACCGUGCAAAAUAGUAGAGAUGUCAACUUCCAAAACUGGAAAGCACGGCCAUGCCAAGGUUCACCUUGUUAGAAUUGAUAUUUUCACGGGCAAAAAAUAUGAAGAUAUUUGCCCUUCUACUCACAACAUGGAUGUUCCAAAUAUUAAGAGAAAUGAUUAUCAACUGAUAUGCAUUCAGGAUGGUUACCUUUCCCUGCUGACAGAAACUGGUGAAGUUCGUGAGGAUCUUAAGCUGCCAGAAGGUGAACUAGGCAAAGAAAUAGAAGGAAAAUACAAUGCAGGUGAAGACGUACAGGUGUCUGUCAUGUGUGCCAUGAGUGAAGAGUAUGCCGUAGCCAUAAAGCCGUGCAAAUAGACGGGAACGUCGGGCGUGAGCAAACUGCUUAGGUCUGGGUCACCUGCAGAUCUCAAGUGUGGUUCUAAGUCGUCACCAAAGCAAUGGCCUUCAUAAGCAACCUCAUUUAUCUUUUCAUUGUUUUGAAAUUGUGCUGAGUUAGUUUUGCUGACAGUUGGUAAUUUAAAAGAAUAAUCAAGGUGUAUAAUUUUUUUAAAUCAGUUUGUAGGUAUUUUUCCUGUAACAUUCCUGUGAUUUUUCAGUAUGUGAGUCCAAGAAACAGACAAGGUAGUUUCAAUAGAUGUGAUUUGUCCAAGCAAUCAUUCCUGAAUUUUAGUUAAAUGAUAAAUAAACCAGGGUUUUCAAUCAAACAAUGUAGCAUCUAGUGGUAUUAAAGUACCACACUUAAGUUGGAUUGCUCUGCAUUAAUUUCAGAUGUAAUAUCACAGAGUAAGUAGAUUAUGGAUUGGAACUGUCUCAGUUUCAGCCUGUGUGUGGCAAGCACAAAUUCUUAAACAAAAA
Messenger RNA from Phyllostomus discolor (pale spear-nosed bat), 1069 nucleotides. RefSeq names its product eukaryotic translation initiation factor 5A-2-like. Bases 107 to 568 code for a protein of 153 amino acids. Gene Ontology annotation, molecular function: RNA binding; translation elongation factor activity; ribosome binding. The transcript has a single exon. The record is from RefSeq and is a predicted model, not a curated record. Lineage: Eukaryota; Metazoa; Chordata; Mammalia; Chiroptera; Phyllostomidae. Gene Ontology annotation, biological process: positive regulation of translational elongation; positive regulation of translational termination.